This is a messenger RNA of Symbiodinium sp. CCMP2456, 990 nucleotides long. NCBI's taxonomy places the organism in Eukaryota, Dinophyceae, Suessiales, Symbiodiniaceae. The record is from the annotation of a GenBank genome assembly.
AUGGAGCUGUCUGAACUGUGCACCAUAAUUACCACGACUUCUCCAACUCCGUCGAAUCCAGCCACUGAGCUGAUCUGCUCAACCUUGGAGAGUCUUGAGGAAUUUGUGCCAGAGUUGCUGCAUUGCCGCCACAUUGUCGUUUGCGAUGGUUACAAGCUUGCCAAUGACAGCAAGUUCCGGAGUGGCAUUGUGACGCAGGAGAGAGCCAAGGCAUACGAGCAAUAUGUGGCUAGCCUUGAGAUAUUCACGAAGACGAAACCGUCGCCUGUGUGGGAAUCGGUGGAAGUGCUGCGUUUGGUAGAACGGCAAGGGUUUGGGUUCGCCGUACGUGCGGCAUUGGAACUUGUCCGCACACCCUUCGUUUUCGUUAUGCAGCAUGACAGGACGUUCAUGCGCGGAUUUCCACACGUGCUGUCGCUGUUAAAGGGGAUGCUGCAGAACCCUUGUCUCAAGAUGGUGGGUUUGCCGACCACCACCAACGACCCGCCCCGCUACAUGAUCCAGGCUGUGACAAGGCUUGGGCAGAUGAAAGUCAUACAUCCACCUUUCGAAUCUCUGGUGGUCACAUCAUCGGAAUGCCCCUCCCUUCGUUUCAUCCCGAUGAUUAUGUGGCAUGAUUCGUCUCAUUUCGCAUUCACAACUUAUUAUCGCGAGUUCGUGUUUGGAAGACGUCAUUUAGUGACGCGUGGAGGAUUCAUCGAGGACAAACUGGGACAGCAGCAGGGAAUGGACUUGCGCUCGAUUGGUUGGAGCAGCCACGAGCAAUACGGAACGUAUUUAUUGGAUGAUGGGGCACCGGCACCUGCCCGAAUGGUUGGACACUUGGACGGUAAACGCUACCUUCGACAAGAAGCAAGGAUUGCACUGGAAGCUGCCGAGAGGGCGAAAGCUUCCAUGUCUGUGGGUGCUGAUAAUGACUCAUACGGCCCAGUCGUGGAUGAGAUCACUCGCGCGUGCAGCUGCUACCGACUUCGCCAUGGCCGAUCAUGA